AAAGAGAAAAUAACACACAUCCCAAAAGAAGAAAAGUAUACAAAAAGAAAAAUAUCUAGUUAAUUAAAAAAAAAAAAAAGUUAACAAGAAGCAGCAGCAGGAUACCAGAGGAAGAAAUCAUCAUGGCAUUACUAGAAUCAUUAAGCACCCAACAAAGAUUGAAUCAUUAGCUAAACCAUGCGUAUGGAUAAGUGCAUUAGUUCUCAAGCAACUUGAUUCAAUUUCUUUUGCUAGGCCUGCAAAAUCAAAUAAUUUAACAGACCACAAUGGCCAAUAUAUGCAGCCAACCAUUUUAUUUUCUUAAGCAAUCUCAGUGUAAGGGGAAUUGGAAAAUUCAAGAGAUGGAUCAUCCUCUGAUCAUUCAUGGUCAUCGGCUGCUUGCAGCUUCUCUACUUCUACUCGUUAACUUGUCCGAAUCUUCUCCACUGCUUCAAGGAAAAAGCUUCCCCCUCAUGACUUCAGAUGUCAAUGAGGUCUCAGGAAAGUCCUUUGAUUACAUUGUUGUUGGGGGAGGCACAGCGGGUUGCUCCCUGGCAGCAACCCUUUCAGAGAAAUUCUCUGUGUUAGUGGUAGAAAGAGGAGGCUCCCCUUAUGGAAACCCUUUGGUGGCAAAUAAGAUGUACUAUGGUUUCUCACUGCUCCAAACUGAUGAAUUUUCAUCAGUGGCUCAAAGCUUCAUAUCAAAGGAUGGUGUUAUUGGACACAGAGGAAGAGUACUUGGCGGAUCAUCAGCCAUAAAUGGAGGCUUCUAUAGCAGAGCUAGUGAUGAUUUUGUUAAAAGGGUUGGGUGGGAUGAAGAGCUUGUAAAGGAAGCUUAUGAAUGGGUGGAGUACAAAAUUGUUUCCAAGCCUGAGCUGACGAUAUGGCAAUCUGUUGUUGAAUUUGGUCUCCUUGAAGCCGGAUUUCUUCCUUACAAUGGGUUCAGCUGGGAACAUAUUGAGGGAACAAAGAUUGGUGGGACUAUGUUUGAUGAAUUUGGAAUAAGGCACACAUCAGCUGAUCUUCUGGGUGCAGGGAAUCCAGAAAAUAUCACAGUUCUGUUGACUGCAACAGUACAGAAUAUCAUUUUCUACAGCAAUCGUAAACGGAACGAUACAGCAGCUCGUGGCAUUAGGUUCAUCAAGAGCGACGGUAGCAGUGAUCAAACUUACGAAGCUUACCUUAACCAACCGGAGAAUUCGAUUUCAAGGGGAGAUGUCAUUUUGUCAGCAGGAGCAUUAGGCAGUCCCCAAAUCCUAAUGUUAAGUGGCAUAGGACCACAGAAGCACCUCAAGAAUUUCGGUAUCCCAGUUGUGUUGGACUUGAAAGGGGUAGGACGAGAGAUGAAAGACAACCCUGCCAUUUCCCUUUUAGCAGACACAAAAGCAGAAUAUCGGCUGCCAGAUACGCCUCAAGUUGCAGGCAUUGCAAAAGACUUCAAAUUCAUAGUACAAGGAGGAAUCUUACCUAUAAGCUUCAAUGCAACAAGGAUGCCAAUUGCAAUCAAGCUUGCAUUUCCAGAAUCUAAAGGGAGGCUGAAAUUGAACAGCACAGACCCCAGGGAAAACCCUUCAGUGCAAUUCAACUAUCUAGCUAAGGAAAACGACAUGGAUGGAUGCACCGAGAUGGCUCAAGUGCUUGAAAGGGUGACAAGUUCUGAAUCAGUUGCUCUGUUCCUGAAGACUGUAACCAAGAACAAGUUGAUGUCCACUCCUCAUGAGCUGAGAAAUUUCUGCAAGAAGAACGUUAGGACCUAUUAUCACUACCAUGGUGGUUGUACUGUUGGAUCAGUUGUUGACAAGGAUUACAAACUCCAUGGAGUGAAGGGUUUAAGGGUAAUAGAUGGAUCAACUUUCUUCGAAUCCCCAGGCACAAACCCAAUGGCUACCCUGUUAAUGCUGGGAAGGUAUCAAGGGAUCAAGAUUAUAAGAGAGCGAGAGAAUGAUUCUGUAUUUACUAGUCAAGAACACCCAUAGCUAAAAACUUGGCCUCAGCUGUACUCAUCACCAUGAAAGAAUAUUUAAUAUUAUCUUCUCUUCCUGGCAAGCACGGUUCUUUGGAAUCAAUUCAAUAUAACUAACCUUUAUUCCCUUUUACACAAUCUGAGCUGCAUAAUUUUUGUUGGACUAAACCCAAAUUUACAAAGGCAAUAUUACAUCAUUAGAUUCUUCCUAAUGGUUUGAAUUUCCAAGAUUUUGAUUUAAUUUAUUAUGAAAUGAAAACUGCUAUAAAUAAGGACAAAAAAAUAUACAUCUUUAUUUGUUAUCGAAGAUGAAACACAAAUGAUCUGUAUGCACAUGCUAUUAAAAAAGGUAACACACAAAGAAAAACCUUACAAAAAUUUAUCCGACUCUAGCCCUCCGUUUCUUGAUCAAGUCCUGGACUUGAAGAAAAGACAUCAUUAGAAUUACUUGAAGGUUGAUUUGAAUCCUCACUUCUCCUAUUACUAUUGAAAGAAAAACUAACCCAAAUUUCUCUUUCCAAUCUUCUCCUCUCUCUACCUUCUUCUUCCUCCUCCCUUUUCUUGCCUAAAUCCACCUCAUCAACAGGCAUCUUAUACCUGCAAACAGGGCAAGACCCAUGAAUCCCCAACCACUUCUCUAUACAAUUAGCAUGAAACCUAUGUUUACAGGGCAUCUCCUUUGCCAACCCACCAAGCUCCCACUCUUCUAAACAGAUAGCACACUCGCCCUCCUUAUCUCCAAUUUCUGCAAUCUCCACAGUAGGCAUGGCCCCUAUGGAUGCCUUUGAGGCAGGAGGCUGACCAUUCUUGGUAGCCAACUCUCUAAGAAGAGAAUCCAAGCUCUCAGAUCCUUCAAUCACCACCAUGCCUUGAGUGAAAGGGUUGAUAAGGAUGAUUCUUUCAUGUGGGGUGGCUGUCUGUGGCGUUUCUUGACCUGGAUCACUCUGGGUGGCAGUGCCUGCAAAGCCCAAGAAGAAAGGCAAAAACAAAGAGAGAUCUCUAUGCCUUAACAUCCUCUCAAAAGCAGAAGACGAUCCAGGUAGUUGAGUCUCAGAGGCCAUGUUAGAAAUCUUGACAAA
Messenger RNA from Hevea brasiliensis (rubber tree), 3021 nucleotides. Its product is annotated as protein HOTHEAD. The coding region runs from base 267 to 1955 and encodes 562 amino acids. The transcript is spliced from 3 exons. The record is from RefSeq and is a predicted model, not a curated record. Gene Ontology annotation, molecular function: flavin adenine dinucleotide binding; oxidoreductase activity, acting on CH-OH group of donors. Lineage: Eukaryota; Viridiplantae; Streptophyta; Magnoliopsida; Malpighiales; Euphorbiaceae.